AUGCAAUCAAGUAAUGUUUUUGUAAAUGAAGGUGGCGACGAUGACUGUGAGAAUUUGAAAAGUCUUUUGGAUUACAGCAGAGGCAUUUUCAUUGCCAAUUCAAUGGAGGUCAUGUUGAAGCUGGACAUAUUUGGCAGGGUUGGUAAAACACUCGAUGCUUCGAGGUCAGUAGAGUCACUGGCAGCGGAAGUCAACGUUGAUGCCGAUGCUCUAUACCGCGUGAUGCGUGCACUCUCCAAAGACGGAAUGUUCAGAGAACUCUCACCAAGAGUAUUUUCAAACUCACCUCGAUCCAUUUACCUUGCACGUGACAAAACGUUGCACUCUUACUUCUUAAUGCGUGGUAGAGAGCCUAGCUUCUGGGAUCACCUUGAGAAGAAUCCAGACACUAUGAAUCUCUUUGCCGAUUCAAUGUCAAGUCUGACAUCGCUAACAAUUCACAAAAUCAUCGGACUUGCCGACUUUUCAAAGUUUAAGAUUGUUACAGAUCUUGGUGGGUCUAAAGGAGUUUUACUUAAAGAAAUAUUAAAAGUAAAUAAGAACAUUGAAAAAGGUAUUAAUUUUGAUAUGGUCGCUAUCAUUGAAAAGAAUAAGCAUGUGAAUUCAAUUGAAAGUGGAGAGCAACUGGAUUCUAGGUAUGUUGAGGUUGGUGGUAGUUUCUUUGAAUCGGUACCGGAAUCGGAUUGCUAUGUUUUAAAGAGUAUCCUACACGAUUGGUCAGAAGACAAAUGCAUAGAGAUUUUAAAGACAGCAUCGAAAUCGUUGCGACAAGACGGCAGAAUCUAUAUCAUCGAUUACAUCAUUGACGAUCAGGACAGUGCUCACGAGAAGCUUGCAAGUAAUUUUAUCGCAUGGCUUGACGUCAACAUGUUACAGCUGUUUGGAGGAAGAGAGCGCAACCUCAAAGAAUGGCACGAUCUAGUAGACAAAGCAGGAUUCCAAAUAGAAAGCAUCAAAAGAUCACAAUCCUUCAUGACACAACCACUCAUUAUUCUCACAAAAAAGACAUAG
Messenger RNA from Heterostelium album PN500, 1011 nucleotides. It is a transcript of the gene omt2, whose product is annotated as O-methyltransferase family 2 protein. NCBI's taxonomy places the organism in Eukaryota, Evosea, Eumycetozoa, Acytosteliales, Acytosteliaceae. The transcript has 3 exons. Bases 1 to 1011 code for a protein of 336 amino acids. The record is from RefSeq and is a predicted model, not a curated record. Gene Ontology annotation, molecular function: O-methyltransferase activity.